UUUUCAUUCUGACCCGAAGUCGCCCUACAAAAAGACGCAAUUGUCUCUACAAGCCAGAAUGUGGAAUACAAUGAUAUGUACAGGGUGUACGUGCUGUAGGUCCUUCUGAUGACAGGAGGUGGAGAUAAGGAGAUAGGGUGUCCACAUGAAAGUGUUGUUUGCCUACCUUUCUGCGCUCGCAGUCAGAUAGACAGACAGACGUACUGUAGAUAGAGCUAUCAACGAUGGUGGUCCCUGGCUCUCAACACAAGAUGUACCAUCCUCCGGAGGGUUUGCAGAAGGAUGCUCAUGUGCCUGACUUCAACUGUUAUCUGGAACUUUACAAGAAGUCUAUUGAGGAGCCGGAUGUAUUCUGGAAAGAGGUUGCUAGUGAUUUCUAUUGGAAGAAACCUCCUACGGGUCAGAUUCUGCAGUAUAACUUUGAUGUGACCAAAGGGAACAUCUAUGUGAAGUGCAUGGAGGGAGCCACAACUAACAUGUGCUACAACGUCCUGGACAGGAACGUGAAGGACAAGAACCUUGGUGAACGAGUGGCAUUCUACUGGGAGGGGAACUCACCUGAUCACCACGAGGCCAUCACUUACAGUCAGCUGCUUGGACAGGUGUGCAGGUGUUCCAACACUCUGAAGCAGAUGGGAGUGAGGAAGGGAGACAGGGUGGCCAUCUACCUCCCGAUGAUUCCAGAGCUGGUGUACACCAUGCUGGCCUGCACCAGGAUAGGAGCUGUCCACUCCAUCGUGUUUGCAGGUUUCUCCGCUGAGUCUCUGUGUGAGAGGAUCAUGGAUUCCCAGUGUAGUAUCCUGGUGACUGCAGAUGGUGUGUACAGAGGGGAGAAGUUGAUCAAUCUGAAACAGAUAGCAGACGAGGCUCUGGAGAAAUGUAGGGAGAAAGCAUCCGCCACUGUUACAAGAUGUUUAGUAGUGAAACAUCAUGCACUGAGGACACAAGAUGGAGAUGUUUCCAACAAAUUGCAGACUCCGUGGGAUGCUGCGUGUGAUGUGUGUUGGGAGGAGGUGAUGGGACAGGUCUCUGAGCAGUGUGAACCUGAGUGGCUGGAUGCAGAGGAUCCUCUCUUUAUACUUUAUACCAGCGGAUCUACUGGCAAACCAAAGGGUGUCCUCCACACGGUAGCAGGCUACCUGCUCUACACCUCUCUGACCUUUAAGUAUGUGUUUGACCACCAGCCAGACGAUGUGUACUGGUGUACCGCAGAUAUAGGAUGGAUCACCGGACACUCCUACAUCACCUAUGGACCCCUGGCCAACGGGGCUACCAGCGUACUGAUGAAAUCUCGCGUCUUGUGACGGCCGGCCGCCCAACAACCUGCCCGCUUGACCCUAUCCCCUCCUCUUCUCCA
This is a messenger RNA of Oncorhynchus nerka (sockeye salmon), 1357 nucleotides long. RefSeq names its product acetyl-coenzyme A synthetase, cytoplasmic-like. Gene Ontology annotation, biological process: acetyl-CoA biosynthetic process. The record is from RefSeq and is a predicted model, not a curated record. The transcript is spliced from 11 exons. NCBI's taxonomy places the organism in Eukaryota, Metazoa, Chordata, Actinopteri, Salmoniformes, Salmonidae. The coding region runs from base 225 to 1304 and encodes 359 amino acids. Gene Ontology annotation, molecular function: acetyl-CoA synthetase activity.